UCUCAGGGUUUUGUUAAUUUUGUUCCAAGUAGAUUUUAUUCAAUUUUUAAUUCAGUUUUUAUGGUGUUGGAUUCGAAAUUUCCCGGGCAUUUUAGUACCCGAUGAUUGGCGCUACGGACCAUUUGUUUGUAUUCACCCGUUUCUCAGGGAAAAUUGUACAUAUGAAUGAAGAAGAAUCCACGAAAUUAUUGAAAUAGGGUGAUUUAUUGGGUUGUGAAAAAUGCCUUCACGAAGCGAUGACAUCCUCAAAGGCUUCCAAGUUAAUUGGAUGAAUCUGCGGGAUGCCGACAAUGGAAAAAUUUUGUGGCAGGGGAACGAAGAUUUAUCAAUUCCAGAUGUAGAGCAUGAAGCUAGAGUACCAAAGAAAAUCCUCAGAUGUCGUGAAGUAUCACGAGAGAUAAACUUCAGUUCCGUGGAGCCAUUGGAGAGAUUCAGACUGGAGCAGAAAGUCUUGUUCAAGGGACGAUGCCUGGAGGAGUGGUUUUUCGAGUUUGGUUUCGUCAUACCUAACAGCACAAACACCUGGCAGAGCCUCAUCCAAGCAGCUCCUGAGAGUCAAAUGAUGCCUGCAAAUGUCUUAAAUGGAAAUGUCGUCAUCGAGACGAAAUUCUUCGACGAUGAUCUCUUGGUAUCCACCAGUCGAGUUAGAUUAUUUUACGUUUAGAGUUUUCCAGUCUCUAUUAAUUUAUUUUUGAUGAAAAGACGCUAGUCUCAGCACGAUUUUAUGAAUAUUUUACAAAUAAAUCAUUCCACAACGAAA
Diachasma alloeum is the source of this 760-nucleotide messenger RNA. RefSeq names its product retinal rod rhodopsin-sensitive cGMP 3',5'-cyclic phosphodiesterase subunit delta (gene PrBP). The transcript is spliced from 4 exons. Gene Ontology annotation, biological process: sensory perception of light stimulus. The record is from RefSeq and is a predicted model, not a curated record. The coding region runs from base 221 to 664 and encodes 147 amino acids. Lineage: Eukaryota; Metazoa; Arthropoda; Insecta; Hymenoptera; Braconidae. Gene Ontology annotation, cellular component: cytoplasm.